Hippopotamus amphibius kiboko is the source of this 2138-nucleotide messenger RNA. It is a transcript of the gene TLNRD1, whose product is annotated as talin rod domain containing 1. The transcript has a single exon. Gene Ontology annotation, molecular function: actin binding. Lineage: Eukaryota; Metazoa; Chordata; Mammalia; Artiodactyla; Hippopotamidae. The coding region runs from base 382 to 1470 and encodes 362 amino acids. The record is from RefSeq and is a predicted model, not a curated record.
GGCCAUGCCCAGGAAGGCGGCGGCGGCGGCGGCCCAGCAGAAGGGACUUUCCUGGCAGCCCGGCGACAAGGAGCGGGGUCUGUGAGUUUGCUCUGCCCCGGUUCAUGGUUCCUGCAAGCCCUCCGAGAGGACGAACGCUGCAGCCCCUCCCCGCGCCCCGAAGAGCCGCCUGCGUCCUCUGGCCCCCGGGCCCGCUCCGCGCCGCCCGGGCUCCGGCCGCCGCAGCCCAGUGCCCUCUGCCCGCGGCGGUGGAUGGCAUGAUGGUGCGGGGAAGGCACCGAGGCCUUGGCCAGCUGAGUCGCGACGGCCGCGGGGGCGGCGGCAUCGGCAGCGGCGGUGGUAGCGGGCUCCCCAGCGGCAUGCCAGUGCCCCCCGGGCGCGAUGGCUAGCGGCAGCGCUGGGAAGCCCAGUGGCGAGGCGGCUUCUCCGGCUCCAGCGAGCGCCGUCGGCGGGGCCUGCUCGCAGCCGCGGAAGAGGCUGGUGUCCGUGUGCGACCACUGCAAGGGCAAGAUGCAGCUGGUGGCCGACCUGCUGCUGCUGUCGAGCGAGGCGCGGCCCGUGCUCUUCGAGGGCCCCGCCUCCUCUGGUGCCGGCGCCGAGUCCUUCGAGCAGUGCCGGGACACCAUCAUCGCGCGCACCAAGGGGCUCUCCAUCCUCACCCACGACGUGCAGAGCCAGCUCAACAUGGGCCGGUUCGGGGAGGCGGGGGACAGUCUGGUGGAGCUGGGCGACCUGGUGGUGUCCUUGACCGAGUGCUCCGCGCACGCAGCUUACCUGGCGGCCGUGGCCACGCCGGGCGCGCAGCCCGCGCAGCCGGGCCUGGUGGACCGCUACCGCGUGACGCGCUGCCGGCACGAGGUGGAGCAGGGCUGCGCCGUGCUGCGCGCCACCCCGCUGGCCGACAUGACCCCGCAGCUGCUCCUGGAGGUGUCGCAGGGCCUGUCGCGCAACCUCAAGUUCCUGACGGAUGCGUGCGCCCUGGCCAGCGACAAGUCCCGGGACCGCUUUUCGCGCGAGCAGUUCAAGCUGGGCGUCAAGUGCAUGAGCACGAGCGCGUCGGCGCUGCUGGCCUGCGUGCGCGAGGUGAAGGCGGCGCCCAGCGAGCUGGCGCGGAGCCGCUGCGCGCUGUUCAGCGGGCCGCUGGUGCAGGCGGUCAGCGCCCUGGUGGGCUUCGCCACCGAGCCGCAGUUCCUGGGUCGCGCGGCGGCUGUGAGCGCCGAGGGCAAGGCGGUGCAGACCGCCAUCCUGGGCGGCGCCAUGAGCGUGGUGUCGGCCUGCGUGCUCCUGACCCAGUGCCUCAGGGAUCUGGCGCAGCACCCCGACGGGGGCGCCAAGAUGUCGGACCACAGGGAGAGGCUGAGGAACUCGGCCUGCGCCGUGUCUGAAGGCUGCACCCUGCUAUCUCAGGCUUUAAGGGAGAGGUCUUCGCCCAGGACUUUACCGCCAGUGAAUUCCAAUUCUGUGAAUUAGCACCCCUCCCCCACCCUCAUCCCCUUCUUCCACCCCCCAGGCUAAAGGAAGAUACUUACUCUGCCCCUCUCCAUGUAUACCAAAGAAAUCAAAGGUGAAGCUUCCCCCCCCCCCCACGUUAAAUGCUCCAGAGGAAUCUUCCGGAAGGGAGGGCCAUGCAAACCAUUUACACACACACCUGGAGGGCCCCUGGAGCCCAGCAGUCCCUACACAGUAGGGACCAGGAGAUGGGAGAUGUGUCGGGGGUCUGCUGGUUGCGGUGUGACCCCCGCCCCCUACCCCAGCUCCUCCUCGAGAAUUCCUCAACUAAAUUUUAUUAUUAAUUGGGCAGGAAGGAGGUCGUGGGUUCAUUUCUUUUUUUUUCCCCCCUAAUUAAAAGAAAGGUUACCUCAGUUUUCACUCCUUAGACAUGGAUGUAGCUACCUUUUUUGUAUGUUGUUAUUUUUUUAAGCAAUCAUGAUGGAUUAGGUGUAUACUUGGUGUGGAAAGAGUAUGACUUUGCCAUGUGAUUUGCAAAUGGGGGGAAAGCUACUGUGAGUGUGUGUUUUAUUUUUUAAUUUACACUAUAGAGUGAUUCCCCCCUCCCCUGCCCCCCCGUGUCAAGUUUUUACCUUGCAUGUACUGGAGUAUUUAUUUCAACCAUUAAAAUGUUAUGUUUCUCAGAUGGC